GUACGCACAGCUGCGGGCUACGACGUCAGCGUGCGCUCUGUGAGGUCACGAAUUCGCGAGGGUCUCUAUGACGACCGGGCCGGUACUCCGCCUUCUCCCUCCAUCAAGCCGAGGCCGGCAGGGGAGACGACGUUGCCGGUCGCUGGAAGGCGCCGAGUGUGCGGCUGAAUCGCUCUCUGCCUUCCCCGGUGGUGAGGGGGGAGAAGAAGAAGAACAAGAGGAGGAGGGGGAGAAGAAGAAGAAGACCAACCUGUCGUCGCUCCGGCCAACAUGCUGCCGGAUUGCCCACUUUCGCUCCCUCCGCAGUAUUAACCCCUCCUCACCCAGCCCCGUCUCUGUCGUCGCCUUCUAGGCUGUAACCCACGGGCUGGGCCACACCCGUCUGGCAGCAUGCUAAAGAAAGUCCUGCGUCUCUCCAACCGCUCCUUCUUCGCCUUCAUCUUCCUCUUCUCCCUCUCCUCCUCUUGCCUCUAUUUUAUCUAUGUGGCGCCCGGAAUAGCAAAUACCUACCUCUUCAUGAUGCAAGCACGAGGCAAGAUGUUGAGGGAUAAUGUGAGAACUAUUGGCAUCUUGAUUCGAGACCACUAUACAAAAAGGAAUAAUACUCUGAAUGGUACAGAUUAUCUUGAAGGAUAUAAUUCAAGUGAAUACCUUGGUCAGGGUGGAACGUAUCUUCCAGAAGACUUCACUUACUCUCCAGGCUUGCCUUGUCCAGAAAAGCUACCGUCAAUGAAGGGGCUUAUAGAUGUUAACAUGAGCGAAAUCAGCAUGGAAGAAAUCCAGCAUUUAUUUUCAAAAGAUAUAGAUAUAAAAUAUGGAGGUCACUGGAAGCCAGGUGAUUGCAAGCCCCGAUGGAAGGUGGCAAUCCUUAUUCCAUUCCGCAAUCGUCAUGAACAUCUUCCGAUCCUAUUUCGGCAUCUGAUUCCAAUGCUUCAGCGGCAGCAUGUACAGUUUGGUUUCUAUGUUAUUGAGCAGGCUGGUAACUACCCCUUUAAUCGUGCAAUGCUGUUCAACGUUGGUUUUUUGGAGGCUAUCAAAGAUCUAGAUUGGGACUGCCUUAUUUUUCAUGAUGUUGACCACAUACCAGAAAGUGAUCGUAACUAUUAUGGAUGUGGACAGAUGCCACGACAUUUUGCAUCAAAGCUGGACAAGUACAUGUACAUCCUCCCGUACAAUGAAUUCUUUGGUGGAGUUAGUGGUCUAACAGUGGAACAGUUCAGAAAAAUCAAUGGGUUUCCCAAUGCUUUCUGGGGAUGGGGUGGAGAAGAUGAUGACCUUUGGCGAAGAGUUCUUUAUGCAGGAUACAAUGUGACGAGACCAGAAGGAGAUCUGGGAAAGUACAAAUCUAUACCCCAUCAUCAUCGAGGGGAAGUUCAGUUCUUAGGCAGAUAUAAAUUGUUGAGGUACUCUAAAGAACGCCAACCCCUGGAUGGGUUGAACAACUUAAAGUAUACUCCAAAUAUAACUCUCCACUUUUUGUACAAAAACAUAACUGUGAACCUUACACCAGAGUUGGCCCCCGUGGCUGAUGAUUAAAGAGGAUGAGACCACCCUGAAUUUUAACAGCUUCGCUGGAAUAUUGAAUUUCAGCAUAUUUUGUUCUGGCGGUUCAGUGAAAGGCUUUUGAGGGUCUUGAGAAACUGCCAAAGCACCGCGGAUGUGGUUUUUUAAUGACGGCUCAAGUCCUGAAGUUUGAACAGCUGAUUGUUAUCUGCAUGUGUGUGCACUAGCUUUGCUAAUGAGUUCAUCAUGCGUUUUGAGAGAGAGCACUCCAAAUCAUUCAAAAAUCAAGAGGUGCAUACAGCAGGGCUGCUUAUUAUUAGGUCCUGCCAUUCUUGUAUUAGCUUUCUUGUCAUGGUUAGCUGUUCCUGUACAAAGUUAUUAAUGCCAAUGGAAUUCCCAUUUGUAGGUGUUGUAUAACCUAUUGUAAUUUUUAGCUCAAAUGAAGGCUUGUGGUCUACUUCAAAUAAUGCUAUGGAUUUGUAAAUAUACUGUAAAAUUGUGCACUUUGCCACUCUUUUUAUACUAUUGAACUAAUGCAUAUGUGAUGUUCCUUUUAAAAAGGAAGUAUGUAUAUGUAUGUAUUUAACUUGGCAUGUAAGAUCAAAGUGUAUAUAGUCUAAGACACAUCAUUUACUUUCCCUAUGGAAUAGUGGAAAGAAUUCCAGUGUAAUAUCUGGUCUCUGGUAGCUAUUAAUUUACUUGGUUACAGUAGCAGUUUAUAUUACUAAAUCACAUCAUCUAGUUAUGACCCAAAUACUCUUGAAAGUAAUAUUAGUUUAGCCUGAGAUUAAUUUCAGAAUGGAAUGGUGCUCUCCAGAGCAUUUCGUAAAUGGGCAACUGCUUGCAAAAGUCAAAGUGAGGGAGAUGUGUGUUUUUUAAAUCUCUUUAAAGUGGUUGAAAAUAAACUAGUAGCUAAACUAAGAUGUUAUCUUGUAGGGUUUUGUGUGUGCAAACUCUUCAGAAACUGUUAUCAGUUGCCUGAGUAGUUCUAUAGCCACCAUGCUCAUCUGACUCAAAGCAGUGGCAAAUCCGUUACCCUGUGGAUUUCCUGCAUGUUUUCAAGUUUGCUAUUUGUAAGAUCGCAGUCCUCAUUCAGAUGUGGAACUUGAGACCCUGUUUUCUGAUUUUUUUUGUUAACCUUGCAAAGGAAGCAUUAUAAAAUUUAGUGUAUGCCAAUAGAUAUAAAAGCAUGGGUCAAAGCAGAGUAGCUAGGUAUAAUUUUUUAAAAUGUAUUUCAUUGGACCAUUGUAUAUAUGCCAGUACCACUGAAAAGACAGAUUAUUCUGUGAACAUAGAUUUUGGUAAUGUUUUGUUUUUUGAUUUUUUUAAAAAUUGUGAUUUAUAAGCGCUUUAUGAAUCUGCAGUUACAUUGAUUUUAAUCUGAUGGGAUGUUGAUGUAAUUGCUAGACUUCAACACCAAGGGAAGAGAGCAUUUUUGCUCUUCAAAGAGGAUAGUAGUUUUUGAAUUUAAUUUGGUUCAAAAUGGGCUGUUUCACUGAGUAGACUGAAAAGGAAUCCUCAUUUGUGGACUACAGUUCUUUAGUUGUGGAUGAGCCUGGUAUUGUUUAUUUUUUCAUUGUACAUUUGCAGAUCUUUGCUCUAUAACUUUCCACAAUUGCCACUAACCACAGUUGGGAACUUCAGGUGUUUUGGCUUGAGUUGUGUGUUACUGCUGAAUGUAUUUGAAGUGUAUAAACCAGGUACCUUGUAAGGCAUACAAAAUACCUUGCCACAAAUAGUAAGGGAGAAUAGUUUUGUAUAUGGAAAUGUAGAAAGUCUAAGACACAUCGUUUACUUUCCCUACUGUGUAGUGGAAAAAAUUCCAGUAUAUUAUCUGGGUCUCCGAUAGUUAUAAACUUAUCUGGUUACAGUAGGGAUUUGUAUUACUAUAUUACAAACUAGCUAUGACUUGGAAAAGAAAGUGCGUUUCAAAAAAUACAAAUAAUUUAAAAAAAAAGAUGUCCUUGCAGUAAAUUUGGAUGUCAUCCAGCAAGAGGGAGAGAAAGACUUGAGAUGUCAGCAUCAAACAUACUGAGUUGCUGUUACUAGUGACUGCCUUCUGGUCAUUAUGUCAUUGAUGUAUAUUUUGCCUAUUGAUUGCCUUAAUCUUUUUCUGUUCAGUAUUUGCUUAAGUGAACCAUUAAAGCCCUGAUUCAGUACUGAAGAGUGGGGUCCAGAAGAAUUAUUCUGAAAUUAUAUGGGGAAAAUCAAAUGCACUAAUCUUAUUGAGCUUGUUGAGUUUUGUUUAAUCCAGCCAAAGUUAACCUAGAGUUUGAAGUUCCAGCAGUGAUUCUAGAUCAGUUUUGAUUUGAAUUUUACCUAUUUUUUGGGUUUGUUGCCUGUACUCUCCAUUCCUUCCAUUGCUUCCUUUCAAGUGACUUUAGGCAGAGUAACACACUGGUUAAAUCUCUGGAGUUAAAAUCAAAUCCCAGACCAUAAAUUGGUAUAGAGAUCGCUUGGCAACUGGGAAAUUUAAAUUUGAGUAACUUAAUUCAGGAUUUUAUUGAAAUAAAGCCAAUCUUAGGACCAGCAACUUCCAUAUUGUCCUUAAAAGCUGAUUUGAUAUAUUAAAGCAUUGCAAAGUAUGAUAUCUAAAAUCUUUGUAACAUGCAUUCCAGGUCCAUCAGUAUAGUUGAUUCUUAAUUCCCUUUUUGGUUUUGGGAUAACUUGUGGAUGUGUGUUAAAAUGCUGGUAUGAAUGGUAAUGUUCACAUUAUUGGAUGAAUGAGUAAAAAUGUUUAAAUUUUCUCUGUUUCUCAGCAUGAAAUAUAGAGUGUCUGUCACUGUUGUGGAAUAUAAUAUGUAUUAAUCCCACCAACAAUUAGCCUGCUUCAGCUUCUAAGGAAUACUUUUCAUAACUUAUAAUAACCUGACAUUGUGAUUUUUUUUGUAGAUCUGUUUGUAUGUGCUUCUGCAAGUUUUGUUUCUUCAAGAGGGAAGAGACUGCAAAGUAUUUUGCUUCUCAAAGGAAAUGAAGUAUGAAAUUUGUUUUAUUAAUAUAUCUGAUCUUAUCCGAAACAGAUAUUCUCCCUUCCCAGUGAUAAUUCUGUACAUUUACUAGGACAUUUGUUAAGCAAUGGACAAUAAAUUUGACAAGAUCUCAAGUCUUUGGAAUGUAGGAUUCUCCUACAAUGAGGAGUAGUCAGGGUGUCAUUUCUGAGGCAUUCUUUCCCUUUUAGAGCGGAAGGAACACGGACGUGUUAAUUCUAUCUGAUUAUCCUCCUGCCUGGGGAGUUUAAGAUGUGUGGAGGUUUGAUGGGAAGCGGGUGGGCAUCUGAUGAUGUGAUGUACGCAAUUGGUUUAUGCCUCUGAUUAAAAGCCAUGUUAUUAUAUCAAAUGUAACGACUAAAAUAAGACUUGAAAUUUAACCACUUACUAACUGCAAUAUCCAACCACUAUAAAUUAAGCCAAAUAUGUGCAAGUUAGCGCUAUUAUUUUGCUGCCUUAUUUAGCUUUGAAAUUGCACUUUGUCUACUCAUACAUUUGGUUAAAAGUCACUGAAAGAAAUGUCAGGUUAUCCAAAGAGUUAAUAUCUGAAAUCUAGUUGGUUCUGUUGUUUAAAAAAGUAAAAUGAAACCUUUGUGCAGGAUGCAUCCUAAUUUUUGAGAUUUUAUCCUUGUAAAACUUAACCAACAAUGUACAUUUUAAUUUAACCCUCUCCUGUAUCUUUUAUUUUUCAGUAUUAACUGAAAGUAUUGUGCACUUUAACUUUUAUCUAUACAUUAUCUCUUAUAUAUUUGAUAUAUUUAAAUCUAUAUGUAUUGGAUUUUAAAUUGGAGGGGUGUAAACCUCAUUUCAAAACUUAAAAACCUGUAAUAGUGGCAGAAAUUGUUUUCUGUGCAAAAGUCCAUGUUGCUAAUCAUAAUACGUUUAUGUAAGAUGCUAUAAAUCACAUUUACUUUCAAAAAACAUUGGUUUAUAGGCAAAAAUUGAUUGUAGUAUGCUCCAGGAGGAAUGAAAAGGCAUGCUAAUUUGUACAUUGCACAGUCAGCUAAUUGAUUUAAGUAUCUAUUUAGUGACGUUUUGGUAAUAUUUGUACAUUUUGUAUCAUUUUAUGAAAAUAAACAAUACCAGCCUCUAA
Messenger RNA from Hypanus sabinus (Atlantic stingray), 5583 nucleotides. RefSeq names its product UDP-Gal:betaGlcNAc beta 1,4- galactosyltransferase, polypeptide 6 (gene b4galt6). The coding region runs from base 391 to 1536 and encodes 381 amino acids. Gene Ontology annotation, molecular function: UDP-galactose:glucosylceramide beta-1,4-galactosyltransferase activity. The transcript has 9 exons. Gene Ontology annotation, biological process: glycosphingolipid biosynthetic process; carbohydrate metabolic process. NCBI's taxonomy places the organism in Eukaryota, Metazoa, Chordata, Chondrichthyes, Myliobatiformes, Dasyatidae. The record is from RefSeq and is a predicted model, not a curated record.